This is a messenger RNA of Galeopterus variegatus (Sunda flying lemur), 1051 nucleotides long. Its product is annotated as von Willebrand factor A domain-containing protein 2-like. Gene Ontology annotation, biological process: calcium-independent cell-matrix adhesion. The record is from RefSeq and is a predicted model, not a curated record. NCBI's taxonomy places the organism in Eukaryota, Metazoa, Chordata, Mammalia, Dermoptera, Cynocephalidae. Gene Ontology annotation, cellular component: basement membrane. The transcript has 6 exons. The annotation marks the transcript as partial.
AUGUUGAUGACGAUUGUCAUCAUCAUCAUUGUCGUUGUUUUCGAUAAGUGGGAGGAGUUGCACAUGCUGGCCAGCGAGCCCAGGGAGCAGCAUGUGCUGUUGGCUGAGCAGGUGGAGGACGCCACCAACGGUCUCUUCAGUGCGCUCAGCAGCUCUGCCGUUUGCGUCGGGGCCUCUCCAGACUGCAGGGUCGAGACUCACCCCUGUGAGCGCAGGACACUGGAGAUGGUCAGGGAGCCUGCUGGCCAUGCCCUGUGCUGGAGAGGAUCACGCCAGACCGAUGCUGUGCUGGCUGCGCUCUGUCCCUUCUACAGCUGGAAGAGAGUGUUCCUAAGCCACCCCACCACCUGCUACAGGACCACCUGCCCAGGCCCUUGUGACUCCCAGCCCUGCCAGAAUGGAGGCACGUGUGUUCCAGAAGGACUGGACAGGUAUCGCUGCCUCUGCCCACUGGCCUUCAGAGGCGAGGCUCACUGUGCCCCGAAGCUAAGCCUGGCAUGCAGAAUCGAUGUCCUCUUCCUGCUGGACACCUCUGCUGGCACCACCUUGGAGGGCUUCCUGCGGGCCAAGGCCUUCGUGAAGCGGUUUGCACAGGUCGUGCUGAGCGAGGACUCUCCGGUCCGAGUGGGCGUGGCUGGGUACAGUCGGGAGCUGGUGGUGGCAGUGCCUGUGGGGGAGUACCAGGAUGUGCCAGACCUGGUCAGGAGUCUCGACAGCAUCCCCUUCAGCGGCGGCCCCACCCUGACAGGCAGUGCCUUGCAGCAGGUGGCAGAACGCGGCUUCGGGAGUGCCACCAGGACAGGCCAGGACCGGCCACGCAGAGUGGUUGUCCUGCUCACUGAGUCUCGCUCCCAGGACGAGGUGGCUGGCCCAGCGCGACAUGCCAGGGCCCGAGAGUUGCUCCUGCUGGGCGUAGGCAGCGAGGCUGUGCGGGCAGAGCUGGAGGAGAUCACGGGCAGCCCAGAGCAUGUGAUGGUCUACACAGACCCUCAGGACCUGUUCAACCAAAUCCCCGAGCUGCAGGGGAGGCUGUGCAGCCAGCGGCAGCCAG